Solanum lycopersicum (tomato) is the source of this 2130-nucleotide messenger RNA. Its product is annotated as E3 ubiquitin protein ligase DRIP2. The record is from RefSeq and is a predicted model, not a curated record. NCBI's taxonomy places the organism in Eukaryota, Viridiplantae, Streptophyta, Magnoliopsida, Solanales, Solanaceae. Gene Ontology annotation, molecular function: ubiquitin-protein transferase activity.
AUAGCAAAUUCAAUGAUUAGAGUUAAUAUUAAAGUAUUGGGUUUUGUUCAUGAGCUAUUUCUCCUCACCCCUACCCACCCACCAACCGAAAACACCGUCGAUUUCGACUCUACAUAGCAAUAAGAGAUCAUUCAACAACUUCACUUUAACCCUCAAAAUCUAAAUCCAAACCAAAAUUUCAUCCAAAUCUCAUCAGAUUCAACACUCGCAAAUCUGCUGUCUAUCGUUUUCUGGGUUUAAUGCAGAUGAUAAAAGUGAGUGAUGAAUGAACGUAAAACUCCAUGUGUGUAUGAAGCUGUUUCUAGCAUGCACCGCUUCACUACGUGUUAUUGAGCUGAUAAUAGAGAGGUGGAUAAUAUAUUAUGACGAAUCAAUUGGUGAAGGUGAAGAGAGAUGUGAUUGCGGCAUGCAUGACAUGCCCUCUUUGUCAUAAUCUCUUCAGAGAUGCAACUACCAUUUCCGAAUGUCUUCAUACGUUUUGCAGGAAAUGCAUCUACAAGAAGCUGUCCGAUGAAGAAACGGAACACUGUCCAAUUUGCAAUAUUGACUUAGGCUGUGUUCCUUUAGAGAAACUGAGGCCAGAUCAUAAUCUGCAAGAUGUGAGAGCAAAGGUAUUCCCUUAUAAGAGGCGAAAGGUGAAUGCACCUGAAAUUGUGACUUCAGUAGCGUUGCCAGUGAGGAGAAAGGAGAGAUCACUCUCGUCACUUGUGGUCAGCACUCCAAGAGUAUCUUCACAAACUGGAAUAACAGGAAGAAGAACAAAAUCGGUGGCAAGAAAAGCAUUAUGUGGUUCCAACUUUUCAAUUGAGAAAUCUCUCAAGAAUGAAGAUGGUUCUGGAGAAGAUCAGCUGGAUAGCUCUAGCUCACUUGAGACUUUGAACAAGUUCACUCAGAACAUGAGGCUGAAUUCUUCCAGUGCUGAGCCUUCUAGUCACCCUACACCUGAUAAAGAAACUGAAAAUGGCAGUCAACAGUGGGAAGGCAAAGUUGAUUUGUGGAAACCUUUAAAUUGUUUGGUGGAAGCAGCAAACAGGAGCAAAUCUUCGAGGUUUACCUCAGACGGUUCUACCGCUAAGUCAGAAGGUCGGCAUUCCCAUGACCGUGAGGGUCAUGUCCGUAAAACUAAAGUCAAAGAACAUGGACAGAAAUCAAAGAUCAAGGAUGACAAUAAUAGUGAUCCUGCUCCUCCAGAAUUUGACAAACCUAAAAAGUCGCGUAGAAUUCGCCAAAAGAAGGCAUCAUUUUAUGGGGAGUUUGAUAUUUCACCGCAAACUUUUCUGGAUGCAACCACUGCCAGAUGUGAAAAGAGAAUCUAUCCAAUAUGGUUUUCGUUGGUGGCCUCGGAAGACCAGGAGGGAGAUGCACCCUUGCCACAGAUUUCUGCAAGUUACUUGAGAAUAAAGUACAAUUCUGCAACUCGUCUAUUUUUUGGUGGCUCUGGGGAAGUCACAGUCACGUUGCAUAAAGACAGAGAAUAUAAGCUAAUAAUGGGAUGGCAAUAUUCCUGUUUGUUUCAUCCAAAAAUACCUGAUGCGGAAGUUGGAUCUUAAGAGCGAAGACGAGGUUGAGAUUAGAUGUAUGGGACAAUCAAUCGUCCCCAGUUUACCACUGAACAGUUUGGUUGAUAUGUGGCUUCAAACUACCCCAUCUGAAAGAAUACCAGCAAUUAUUGGUUCAUCGGCAAAGGAUUUUGUUAUGGGACUAGCUUAUGCUCGAAAGUCCCCAGGCACUGCGGCAUCUUGAGUUAUUAUCACUGCAUUUCUAUACUUGAUAAACUACAUGAGAGCUAAUCAUAUGUUGAAGUAGCAGAGCGGAAUUGUUAUAAGAACCAUUGUGCCUCAUCAUAUUGUGAGUUGUAGACUAGUAGGUUGUUUUCAACUGCUGCGACUCAGCAGUAAUCGAGGAACUAGAUGACGAGGAAGAUGAUACUGAAAUCCAAGUUGGGCCAUUCUGGCCACCAUGCUUUCAAGUUCACUCUCUCUCUCUCUGUCUCUGCAAUGUGUUGUAUGGUUGUACACUACCUGAGUGAAUCUUGAUAAUGUUUUUUCAUUCAUGUCUUUCAUAUCUCAAAAUCUUAAUAUAAUAUAUAUAUAUAUAUAUAUACACAAUUUAAUUUAUUUUUCCAAGGUA